AUGGACGCUGCUACGACGGUGCGGUCGUCCCUGCUGAAGUGCCUACUCUUCGUCUUGGCCGCAGCGCUCGCCCCGGCUGCUCCGGCGUCACGGCUCGUGCUCCCGUCGCCGACCCGCUCGCACCUGUCGUGCCUUGACAACCCUCCCGACCUGACGGCCGCGGGCGACGAGGCGGGCGAGCUCGUCGCCGACCUCGGUGGCCUCCAGGCCUACGUGACCGGACCCCGCAGCUCUGCACACGCCAUCAUCCUCGCCUCCGACUACUACGGUUUCCAAGCACCUAAACUGAGGAAAAUAGCGGAUCAAGUUGCAGAUGAAGGAUACCUGGUCGUCGUUCCUGAUUUGUUGCAUGGGGACCCUUACAAUGACGAGGCCAAGAUUCCAUUUGAAGAGUGGAUAAAAACCCACUCUCCUGUUGAAGCAACUGAAAAGACCAAAGGGCUUAUUGCUGCUCUGAAGGAAAAAGGGAUGUCUGCAGUUGGGGUUGGAGGUUACUGCUGGGGUGCAAAGGUGGCCGUGGAGCUAUCAAAGUCUUCAGAGAUUGAAGUAGUUGUCAUCUUGCAUCCUUCACUAGUGACCGUCGAUGACAUGAAGGAGGUCAAACAUCCCAUCGAGAUUCUCGGAGCAGAGUUUGAUGGCAUUUCUCCACCGCCACUGCUGCACCAGUUUGAACAGGCGUUAGAUCAGAACAAAAGGAUUGACCACUUCUUGAAGAUAUUCCCAGGCGUGGGCCACAGCUUCGCUUCCCGAUACGAUGCCAACGAUCCGUUCGCCGUCGAAACAGCGGAAGAAGCCCGUAAGGACAUGGUCACGUGGUUCAACAAGUAUCUGAAGAAGCACAAAGAGCUUUCGCUCCACGAAUCCUAGAGAACACUGAUCGUCUCCAGUUGUGCUCAAUAAAUUAGCUCGGUGUCUCUCUAUAAAUUGGACAUCACUGCACAUCUUGCAACGCCUAGCUUGGCCAUGUGCGCAAUUUUAGGCACGCAGUUUCUUUUUCUACGGUUUUCUGUUUCCCUUGUAAACUAGGAAACUACUGUAUUUUUCUCUUUGAGUGCAGCACAAGGCCUGACUUUUA
Lolium rigidum is the source of this 1075-nucleotide messenger RNA. Its product is annotated as endo-1,3;1,4-beta-D-glucanase-like. The record is from RefSeq and is a predicted model, not a curated record. Lineage: Eukaryota; Viridiplantae; Streptophyta; Magnoliopsida; Poales; Poaceae. The coding region runs from base 1 to 867 and encodes 288 amino acids. Gene Ontology annotation, molecular function: hydrolase activity. The transcript has 7 exons.